Messenger RNA from Choloepus didactylus (southern two-toed sloth), 1114 nucleotides. RefSeq names its product THUMP domain-containing protein 1-like. The record is from RefSeq and is a predicted model, not a curated record. Gene Ontology annotation, molecular function: RNA binding. NCBI's taxonomy places the organism in Eukaryota, Metazoa, Chordata, Mammalia, Pilosa, Megalonychidae. Gene Ontology annotation, biological process: tRNA modification.
CUCGUACGCAUCAUGGCGACUCCUGCCCAACAGCCUCUUCAGCCUAGCGGUGGGAAGCGCAAAGGGAAGGCGCAGUGUGCUCAGGCCAAGCGGACUCGGCGCUGCGACGCCGGGGGUCCCCGACAGUCGGAGCCUGGGCUACAGGGCAUCCUUACUACCUGCAACAUGAACGAGCGCAUGGAGAGUGGAGCGAAUAAUGUAGUCUUCAUCAGGACACUUGGAAUAGAACCUGAGAAACUGGUGCAUCAUAUUCUCCAGGAUAUGUACAAAACCAAGAAGACGACGACUCGGGUUAUUCUACGAAUGUUACCCAUCUCUGGCACAUGCAAGGCUUUCUUAGAGGAUAUGAAAAAAUAUGCAGAAAUAUUUUUGGAACCCUGGUUUAAAGCUCCAAAUAAAGGGACAUUUCAGAUAGCAUAUAAAUCUCGAAAUAACAGUCACAUGAGUAGAGAAGAAGUUAUCAAAGAAUUGGCAGGAAUAGUUGGCAGCCUCAAUUCGGAAAACAAAGUGGAUCUUACCAACCCACAGUACACAGUGGUAGUAGAAAUCAUCGAAGCUGUCUGUUGCCUGAGUGUUGUGAAAGAUUACAUGUUGUUCAGAAAAUACAAUCUCCAGGAAGUGGUAAAGAGUGCCAAGGACCUGUCACAGCUUAACCCAAAGCCGACAGUGCAAGCAGGAAAUAGGAAAGAAGCUAAAUUGGAAUCUGGUGACAAAUCAAAUCAAAGUGAUGCAGCAGAAGGAAAAAAUAACCAGCAGGUGGUACCAGAGAAUAGUGAAGAGGUGGGACAGACAGAACCAAAAUCUGAAACACAGUUAGUGAAUGAGGGGGGAACUAAGCCUGAACUUGCAAGUCAAGUCACAGAAGAAUUCAAGUCAAAUGAAAAUGACCUCUCAUAGGGGAUUUUAAAAAAAGCUGGUGUUGGAGGUGAGUUUCACAACUGGGGUUCUAUGUAAAAUUAUGACUGAAAAUAUUUUUGAACUUUGUGUGCUGCGCUUAUAAAUAGUGAACAAUGAUUGAGCAACUCUGUUAAUUUUGUUAGCAAUCUUUCAGCCCUUUGUGGCAGUGUGUGGUAGGCCCAUAUGCAUUUGGUGGGGUUUAUUAUUGGUGAACACU